Messenger RNA from Tribolium madens (black flour beetle), 1289 nucleotides. RefSeq names its product NAD-dependent protein deacetylase sirtuin-2. The record is from RefSeq and is a predicted model, not a curated record. Gene Ontology annotation, molecular function: histone deacetylase activity, NAD-dependent; NAD+ binding. The transcript has 6 exons. Lineage: Eukaryota; Metazoa; Arthropoda; Insecta; Coleoptera; Tenebrionidae. The coding region runs from base 77 to 1231 and encodes 384 amino acids.
UGGUUGGCGAUCAUGAUAAGUAAGAUGUCAGUUGUCAUGAAUUAUCAAAUGUAAAUAAAAUAAAAGGGUUGUUUUUAUGUUCAAAAGGUGUAAAUCGUUGUUAAAAACCACAAGUAAUUUGUAUAAAACUGUACUAAAAAUGUCGCGAGACAGUUCCAAAGAUAGGGAGGAAGCUAAAUCAAAACAGCCCCCAGAGGUGCAAUCGGAGGAAGACAACGCCUCUGGUACUUCCAUGAGUAUUGAUUCUUUGCGCAAAUAUCUAGCAGAAAAAUUGGGAAUUUCUGAUGACGAUGAGAAAGAAAAAAUUAAAAUACUCGACAAUGUUUCUGUAGAUGGAAUUGUAGACUAUAUCAAAAAGAAGAAUUGUAAAAACAUUAUUACAAUGGCAGGAGCGGGCAUUUCCACCUCCGCUGGAAUCCCGGAUUUUCGCUCCCCAGGAAGUGGGCUAUAUGAUAACUUGCAGAAAUACAACCUGCCUCAUCCUCAAGCAAUAUUUGAGUUGGAUUUCUUUCACAAGAACCCUAAGCCGUUCUUCACACUGGCUAAAGAAUUGUAUCCUGGUUCUUUCAAGCCAACCAUUUCUCACUAUUUUAUUAAACUUCUAAUUGAGAAAGAUUUGCUUUUGAGACAUUAUACACAAAAUAUUGACACUUUGGAACGGAUUGCAGGGAUUCCAGAAGAGAAAGUGGUUGAAGCUCAUGGCACUUUUUACACAGGGCAUUGUUUGGAAUGUAGGAAAGAAUUUAAAUUAGAGUGGAUGAAAGAAAGAAUCUUUAAAGAUGAAGUUCCAGAAUGUGAGAGUAAAAAUUGCAAAGGUGUGGUUAAACCUGAUAUUGUUUUCUUUGGGGAGGCUUUACCUGAGAAGUUUUAUGGUUUGAUAGAAACUGAUUUUAAAAAAUGUGAUUUACUUAUAAUCCUGGGGUCGUCUCUGGUAGUCCAACCAUUUGCCUCUCUUGCUGAUAGAGUACCAAACACUUGUCCACGACUUUUAAUAAACCGUGAAAAAGUUAAUAACAGCUCAGGCAUAAAGGCAUUGUUUGGUUUUGGUUCUGGGUUUGACUUUGAUGGGAAAAAUAACACAAGAGAUGUUGCGUGGAUUGGAGAUUGUGAUGAGGGUUGCCAACUCCUGGCCGAUAAAUUAGGAUGGGGGGAUGAGUUGAAAAAAUUACGCCAAACUGAAAUUGACAAAAUUGAAAAAGCUAAUGCCACUCUUGUGAAAAGUUCCAUGUAAUUUAUUGUAUAUAACUCAGGUUUUAUGUUUAAAAAGUGAAAGGUUAUUUAUGGUGUUA